Tarenaya hassleriana is the source of this 1685-nucleotide messenger RNA. Its product is annotated as squamosa promoter-binding-like protein 13A. The transcript is spliced from 4 exons. The record is from RefSeq and is a predicted model, not a curated record. Lineage: Eukaryota; Viridiplantae; Streptophyta; Magnoliopsida; Brassicales; Cleomaceae. Bases 567 to 1532 code for a protein of 321 amino acids. Gene Ontology annotation, molecular function: DNA binding. Gene Ontology annotation, cellular component: nucleus.
GACCAAUCUUUUAUAAAAAAAAUCUUCUUUUAAAUUUAUAUAUUUGUUUCCAUUGAACUCAAUUGUUUCAUCUUUUACUUGAAACACAAAUGCCCAUAGAGUGUAAAAGAGAAAUGCUUUUCUAUGAUGAAAUCAACCCAAAAAGAAUAGUUUAUUUGUUAAUUGCUUUAUAUCUCUGCGUUUCUUGCUUGUUUUUUCCUUCUUCCAGUCUUGUAGGAUCUGUAACUCUGCAACCAACCCCGUUUCAGUUGUCAGUCUAAUAAUUCAACCUUUUGGGUUUCUAGUUGUUCUUCAAUUGAAAAGAAAACAAAAAGGAUAGUGAAGAAUAUUCAUCCUCUUGUAUUGAGUUCUCGGUGUACUCUUCAGCUAUUAGUCUGAUUCAUAUACACACAUAUAUAUGUGUGUGUGUGUGUGUGUAUAUCCACUACAUCAUGCCAUGAUCUGGAGAGAUAAAUAGCGCAAAAUCAUAUAUGUAUUGUUUUUUUCAGAUAGAGAAACGAGGCCUUGUCGGAUACUGAUCCAGUGUCUCUCUUACUGAAAAAAGAAGAAGCAAUAACAGGCUUGAAAUGGAUUGGAGCUUCAACAAGCAAAGCUCCGGUUAUGUAUCCGAACUCUAUCAAGAACCGGUUCCCGAUAUACCGCAUAUCGGUGAAUCUAUCCCAUUCGGGUCACCGAGUUCGAAUAAGAAAGGAGAGUUUUCAUUUGAUCUGCAACUUGGCAAUGUAGGGAACUCUUAUGUUUCAGCUUCUGGUAAUAACAAUGACACAGAGCCAUUGACGGCCAGUGGUGGUAAAUGGAAGGAGGCAAAACCAGAGUCUUCAUCGUCGUGGUCGAGGUCGGGGCCGUUAUCGAAGAGAUCACGAGAGAUCGGUGACGGAACACGGACUCCGUUUUGCGUAGUGGACGGGUGUGAUUCCAACCUUAGUAACUGCAGGGAGUAUCAUAGGAGACAUAAGGUCUGUGAGGUUCAUUCCAAGACUCCUGCUGUUACAAUCAAUGGUCGGAAACUGAGGUUUUGCCAACAAUGUAGCAGGUUUCAUUCCCUGGAAGAGUUUGAUGAAGGGAAGAGAAGCUGUAGGAAACGUCUCGACGGGCAUAACCGUAGAAGAAGGAAGCAUCAGCCCGAUCCCGAUCCUGUCGGCACCCGUCCCUCGAGUUUCUCGUCAAGUUUCCGAGAUACCAAGUUGACGCAGUUGUCUGGAUUACAAGUGCUCACAACCAUGGCCGAGGCAGCAAGUCCUGGUUGGAGGAGCAGCCAUAAUAACAGGAAGAGUGAUAGUACGAGAUGGACGAGUUGGGUCAGUGACUCGGACUGUGCUCUCUCUCUUCUGUCAUCCUCUUCUUCAUCGCACCAUGAAAACGUCCUGCAGAAUCAGCAGCAGCCAAGAACGAGAGCGUCGAUCCCUCUCGCGGUUCAGUCGCUGCCUUAUUUAGCCCACGAGCCUUUUGUGUCGUACGGCUCUGACGGGUCGGUUGUGUCCGGGAAUGGAUCUGUCUCUGUUCCUCGGGCGUUCCCAUUUCAUUGGGAGUAAUGACUCUUCUCCAAUCUUGUUGUGUCUUCUGAGAUUGUAUUCGUUAUGAACAGUUGUAUGUUAUUUCACACACAAUCAUUUGUUUGAUUGAUUCACAUAAUGGACACAACAUGUUUUUCCCUGAAUCUGUUAUUGUCUUUGAUCUUUCUUGUA